Molecule: messenger RNA, 1061 nt
Organism: Arabidopsis arenosa
Lineage: Eukaryota; Viridiplantae; Streptophyta; Magnoliopsida; Brassicales; Brassicaceae
Source: the annotation of a GenBank genome assembly
AAAAAGGGAUUAAGUUUCUUCCGUGUCUUCUUCUUCUUCUUCUUCUUCUUCUUCCAUUGUCGUUAGGGUUGAGAUUCCGAUCUCAAUGUCGAUCAAUAUCGGAGAAUUCUCCAUUCCAGACCUCCCUCUUUUCUUCUCCAUGUUCUUAACCAUCUACCUAAUCGCUUACUUCAUCGUUUUCCGCAAUUGGAAACCACAAAUCCGUCCCGAAGCUUCAAGCUGCCUGAUCUCAAUCUUCCACGGUACUCCGGCGGUUUUCCUCGCCACACGCGCCGUCUUCUCCUCCUCCGCACGCUCCUUCGCCUCCGCAAACACCGCCGCACAAAACACCGUCCUCGAUUUCAGCGUCGCUUACUUCCUCACCGAUCUCUUCCACUACAUCGUCUUUAACCCUAACGACGUCCUCUUCAUCGGCCAUCACCUAGCCACUCUAUUCGUCUUCCUAACCUGCAGAUUCCUCGUCUUCCACGGCGCUUGCGCCAUCUUAGGCCUCCUGAUUCUAGCAGAAGUCACAAGCGCGUGUCAGAACGCGUGGACGCUCGCCGGAGCAAGGAAGAAUGAUCCGGAAUCACGAUUAGCCGUAAAAGUGUACGAUCUCUUGUCCCCUCCGUUUUACGCCUUCUACAGUAUCGUUAGGGGAGUGUUGGGACCUUUGUUUUUCGGGAAAAUGGUUGCGUUUUACGCUCGAGGCGGUGCUCAUGGUGUGAUACCUAAUUGGUUGUGGAUUUCUUGGGCUAUUGUUGUUGGAACUGCUAUUACUGUUAGUAUACUUUGGAUUUGGAAUCUCUGGAUAGAAUUGUUUAGACAAAGGAAGGCUAAGAAAAUUAGAUAGUUUCUUCUCAACAAUCAUUGUUUGAGCUUCCUUUCCAUUGUACUAUAUAUUAUAUAUACAUACCAUUAUUAUUCUCACCUUUUAGAAUUCUCUAAAUUAUGUAUGUUUUGGAAUAAUAGAUUUGCUUUUGGAUAAGCAGUAUGUGCAAAAUGCACUGUUUAAUUCAUCUCUGUAUUGUUCAGAAGUUCUUCUCUUCAGAGUUGCUACCCAUUAAAAUUUACAGUUUGUG